This is a messenger RNA of Dendronephthya gigantea, 1536 nucleotides long. Its product is annotated as NACHT, LRR and PYD domains-containing protein 1-like. The coding region runs from base 1 to 1536 and encodes 511 amino acids. Gene Ontology annotation, molecular function: protein binding. The record is from RefSeq and is a predicted model, not a curated record. Lineage: Eukaryota; Metazoa; Cnidaria; Anthozoa; Malacalcyonacea; Nephtheidae. The transcript is spliced from 4 exons.
AUGACUGAACUGUACAAGAGAGCUGUAAGGAUUUUGCUGUUAAAACACAAUUCAAAAAACAAGAAUAAGCCAAUAGACAAAAAUUAUUUGACUGCCGAACUUCCAAAGCAGCUUCAAGAGGACUUGAGCAAAUUGAAGGGAAUUGCAAUGAAUGGAAUGGAAAAUGAUCAGUUAAUUUUUGAUAGAUCCAGUGAUAAAUCCAUGGCUGGAUUAUCAGAUUCUGGUGUUUUCAAUAAGUUGGAGAACAGUACUGGUCGUCAGGAUAUUUUUUCUUUCCUUCAUCUUACAAUUCAAGAGUUUCUGGCUGCACUACAUGUGGUUGAUGAUCUUGAAAAUGUUAAAGGAUUUCUAGAAGAGCACAUUGAUAAACCCAGGUGGCAUUUGGUGAUCCAAUUUGUAGCUGGGUUACUUGGAGAUAGGAUGAGAGAGUUAAGUUCAACAGAAAAUGAAUACAGUGAAGAAAUUAAUAAUCCCAAGUGGUAUCAUCGGCCGAUUUACUGGUUACUUAGAGGAUCAAGCCACAUCAAGAACUUGAAAAAGCUUGAAAUCGAGCGUUGUACUAUGACGAACAUUGCUAUCCGUGAACUGGCUGAGUUUUUGAAGAAAGAUAACCAUGGCCUGGCGAGGGGCAACAGUGAACUUAUUGAACUAAAUGUAAGUUACAAUGAUGGUUUAUUAACAGCUGAAGCUGCUGAAUAUUUAAGCGAUGCUCUGAAAAGUGACAACUGUAAACUUACUAAACUAGAUGUAAGUAGCAAUGAUUUAACAGCUGACAGUGUUAAAUAUUUAAGUGAAGCUUUGAAGACUGACAGCUGUAAACUUACCAAAUUAGUUAUAAGUGGCAGUGCUUUAACACUUGAAGGUGCUAAAUAUUUGAGUGAGGCUCUGAAGAGUGACAACUGUAAACUUACUGAACUAGAUGUAAGUAGCAAUGAUUUAGCGGCUGACAGUGCUAAAUGUUUAAGUGAUGCCCUGGAGAGUCGCAACUGUAAACUUACUAAACUAGAUGUAAGUGACAAUGUUUUUACAGCUGAAGGUGCUAAAUAUUUAAGCGAUGCUCUGAAAAGUGAUAGCAGUAAACUGACUAAACUAGAUGUAAGUGGUAAUUAUUUUACAGCUGAAGGUGCUAAAUAUUUAAGCGAUGCUCUGAAGAGUCGCAACUGUGAACUUACUGAACUAGAUGUACAUGACAAUAUGUUUACAGAUAAAGGUGCUGAGUAUUUAGGUAAUGCUCUGAAGAGUCAUAACUGUAAACUUACUAAGCUAGAUGUCCAUGAUAAUGUUUUCACAUAUAAAGGUGCUAAAUAUUUAAGUGAGGCUCUUGAGGAUGACAACUGUAAACUUACUGAGCUAGAUGUAAGUAGCAAUGGUUUAACAGCUGAAGGUGCUAAAUAUUUAAGCGAUGCUCUGAAAAGUGACAACUGUAAACUUACUGAGCUAUAUGUAAGUAGCAAUGGUUUAACAGCUGAAGCUGAAGGUGCUAAAUGUUUAAGAGAUGCAGCUCUGGAGAGUGAUGGCUGUAAACUGUUUUGCUAA